UCACUGUCAAUUCGAGAGCUGCGAAGAGUACGCUCGCGUCUAUUACGUGGUGUGUUUAUAGUGAAGAGUGGAUUUUGUGAUGAGAUUAUCGAAUAUUGUGAAGUGAAAGAUAGUGUUGUUUUGUUGAGGAGUGAAACUCAUGUGGUCUAAACAUUAUCUAACGUGUAUUAGAAGUGAUUAAUAAAAAUGUCUAAAGCACCGUUGAGUGCAAAAUUGUUUUUUGCCACGUAGUGACGCGAACGGGUAAUGAUUCCUAAUGUGGAGUUCGAAGCAAGAUGGUUAGAGAGACUCGGCAUCUGUGGGUUGGCAAUUUACCCGAUAACAUUCGCGAGGAUCGAAUAAGGGAGCACUUCAAACGCUAUGGCCGAGUCCAGAAUGUCAAGUUGUUGGGUCGCACAGAGAACGCGACCACGGGACCUAACGGGGUCGCUGUUAGUGGUGUGUGUGCCACAGUUGCCUUCAUGGAUAUCAAGUCGGCGUCGAAGGCACAUAACGCGGAGCACGUGCUGGACGAACGUACUCUCACCACCGAGUACUACGAGCCGGCCGCGAUACCGUCGGCGGCAGGAGCGCCGUCGGCCGGCUCGUCACCAGCAGGUUCUGGCUAUUCGGGAUCUUCGUCCUCCGUGAACUCUGCCACCGUGCCCGCGCCCAACCCUGCCACCGUUUCGCGCUACCACCUCUCAGGCGGGGAGGAGGGUGCGGGUACGUGCGCGCUGGCGGCGACGGCGGCUGCGCCCGCCAACUGGCGCGGCACCAACGACAGCGCCUCCGAGUACUGCCGCCGCGGGAACACGCCCGCCGCCUAUGGCCGCUACCAGCGGAACAACUCCAACGCGCCCUACUCCACGCCGCCUUCUAAUGUGGAAAGGACGACGCCUCACCACCGCUGGUACGGCAGCGGCGAGCGCAGCGAGCGGGCGGAGCGCGGCGCGGGCGGGUGCUCGACGCCGAGCACGCCGGGCGGCGGCACGGAGGCGGGCGCGGCGCCGCGGCGGCGCAGGCGCUCCGGCUCGGGCUCGUCGCGCUCCGACUCCAGCUCGGCCGAGCCCAGCGACGCCAGCCGCGCCAGCACGCCCGCCGCCGCGCCGCCGCACCCGCCGCCCCUGCCGCACGCCGCGCGCACGCCGCCCACCAACCACCAUCAGUGGUCGUCGACGACGAGCGGCAGGCCGUUGGCCAUCUGCGUUCGGAACCUUCCGACUCGAUCCACUGAUAGCUCCCUCAAAGAUGGCCUCUAUCACGAGUACAAGAAGCACGGGAAGGUGGUGUGGGUCAAGGUAGUCGGGCAGAACGCCGACCGGUACGCGGUGGUCCGUUUCAAGAAGCCGUCCGACGUAGAAAAGGCACUUGAAGUGUCGCAAGAUAAACUUUUUUUUGGAUGCAAGAUCUCAGUGGCACCUCACCAAAGUUGUGAUGAAGAUGCGGAAUCAGCCAAACCUUACGAGACUGAUAUCGAUGAGUACCAUCCAAAGGCUACUAGAACGUUAUUCAUCGGCAACCUAGAGAAAGAUGUGACGCAACAACAGCUAAGGGAGAAGUUCAAGCAUUUCGGAAGAAUAAUCGAGAUAGACAUCAAGAAGGGGAGCGGUGGAGGUUCAGGAUACGCGUUUUGCCAGUACGCUUCGAUAUCGAGCGUGGUGGAAGCCAUCCGGGCGAUGGACGGCGAGUACGUCGGCGGGUCGCGCGUCAAGCUCGGCUUCGGGAAGCCUGUAGCCACCACCUGCGUCUGGGUCGACGGCCUCACCGAACACACCGAGAAACAGGUGCUGAGCUGCAUCUCGCGGUGCGGCGCGGCGACGUCGGUGUGCGUGGACCGCGCGGCGGGCGCGGCGCUGAUCCACUUCGAGCAGGCGGGCGCGGCCGGCGCCGCCGUGCGCGAGCUGCGCCGCGUGGCCGCGCACGCCUCCGCCAACGACCCCGAGCGCCCGCGCCUCGCCGUCGACUACGCCAGCCGCGAGUGCCAGGAUGCCUUCUAUGAACAACUAGAGAAACACGGAGGCUCGGCGGCAUUGAGCGGCUCGGAGAGGUUGACUGGAGAAAUUACCCCACGUUACAUCCCGUCUACUAGGCACGAUACGAUUAGGUUUGACAGUUGUAGUUCACGGUCGAGAGCUUCCAGUUACGGUCGAGGUUCGUCACGAACACCCAGAUAUUCUUCACUUGAACAUUUCGAUCCAGCGGAUUAUGCGGCGGAGCGACGAUACAGGGUAUAUGAAGAAUUGGGUUCCAGUCCGCAAACCGAAGAAACACCUUACGAAGAUAGGCUCCAAUCUGUUGUGGUAUCACCGCAUCGCGCUCGACGACAUCGCCGCGAUUCGAGUCCCGAGGAUAGGAAGCAUUCAAAGGAACGCCACAGAGGCACGGCCGCGGCUCUGUUGCGAAGGUCCCGCUCGGGGUCGCGCGGCGCGACGGUGACGACGGGCGUGGAGCGGCACGGCUCGCGGCGGAGGCACCGGCGGCGGCGCGACGGGUCGGGCUCGCGUGGCUCCCGCGCCGGCACGCCGCUGCGGGACGAGCCCGACGCGCCUCCCAGCGAGCCCCGCCGCGCGCCGCCGCCGCGCCCGCCGUUGCCCAUGAGCCUGCCGUUGCCCAAGUUCGCCGCGCAACUGCUGCGAGCGGCACCCGCCGCGCCCCGCCCUGCCCCUGCGCCCGCGCCCGACUCGCCGCCGCGCCCGCCCUCCGCCUCUUCCUCCAGCGCCGGCUCCGCGCCGCACUCACCCUCGCUCGAAGAGCGCAUUCGGAGCCUCGACGAGAAGUACGAGAAGUGGAGCGGCUCUCGUGUCGCACCCGAGGCGCCGGACCGCACGCGCCUCCGGCACCGCCUGCUCGAGGUCGACAUCAACGAGGUGAAGCCGUCGGAGGUGGUGCGCUCCCUGCUCGCCAAGCGCUCCGUGUUCGACGAGGACUCGGAGCGGCUGGAGGGCGCGACGCGCGCGCCGAGCCCCGGAGGCAGCCCGCGGGCCCGUGCACCGGCCUGCGUGCCGCGUGCGCUGCGCUACCCCUUCCCGGCACACCCCUCCCCUGGCGCGCCGCACACGCCGCCCACGCCGCCGACGCCGCACACGCCGUCGUCGUCGCAGCCGCCUCCACCGCCGGAACCGGAUUCGGACGCGUCCGACCGUCCUUCGGAUCCUCGCCUUAACCGUCCGGAGAAGCCGUUCCAGCUCGAGAGGCUCGGCAAAUUCCACGAGAGUGACUACAGGCUGGAAUCGAGAAUUCGCCUUCGAACUCCCUCGACUGACAAACCGCAGAUGGAUGUGAACGAUCGAAGACAGUCUCCGAAGACGGAACGCGAGAAAUCUGAAUUCGACCGUGAUCCCAGAAGAGAGAACGAGAGGAGGAGAAGGGAUUCUUUUUACAGCGGGCGGGAGGGUGAGCGUAGACUGUCGUUGGACACAAGCGAAAAAGAUAUCAAAGAAGCCAUAGAAAAAAUUGACCCGGACUUUCAAAAGAGAGAAAGAAGAAGCUCACUAGCUCAAGAGAAGAUCCAUUGUGGAGAUAGUUCUCCUCAGUUUGGCAAUUCUAAUGAAAAGUCAUUCUCUUCGAUUAACAUCAGUAGCAGCAAGUCUGAAUUGAGCGACAUCAAGAAAGAAACAACGGAAAGCUCUCUUGGUAGUGGAAGUGAUGAAAAUGACAGUCGCAGUGAAGAUAUGCUAUCACUUCAAAGUGACAAAAAACCGGAGCCUGUGAAAGAGCAAUCUAUUGAAAAAGAACCCAGUUCCAGUGACGAAAGUUCUGUAAAAAGCGACAUCUCAAAACCGGAUCUACCGAAAGCUAAUGAUUUAUCUCAUUUUCACAUAGACAAUAAAUUAGAUCACACAUCUUUUCAUAAUAAGAGUGAUAGUGACAAUUGCAAAGAAAUUUUAAUUCAAAAUCACAUCAACAAGGAACUGCAUGAUUUUGAAGUUCAACACAUUCACUUGAACGCUAUUAAUUCAAUAAAGACCUGCAAAGAAGUUUCCGAACUAGGGCAAGAAUUGUUGAAAAGUCAUGAUAAAAAUGGAAAAGAAAGGUUUAACCAAAGUAUUAUCUUGGAAGCUUUUCAUAACACCAAAUUAGAAAAAGAAAACAUUGAAUUCGAUAAGGCUUGUGAUAAAGAAAGAUAUGGCAAUAAUGCAAUGUUUUUAACAGAAAAGAAGCCCGAAAUUGACAAAACUGCAGAAGAUCGUUCUAAACAUGACCGUGAAAAACUAAAACACGGUAAAGAUCGCUCAGAAAGACAUGACCAUGAUAGAGAUAAAUCAAAAAGCAACAAGACUGAGCGGUUAUUAGAGAAACUCGAAAAAGAGAAAAGACCGAGAGAUGAAAUCUGCGAUAAAAUCAAAAUUGAGAAGGAUUCUGACAAAAGUCAUAAAGAAAAAAGUGACAGGGAGGCAGACAAAAUUAAGCAUACUGAUGAAAAAUCGUCUCGUCAUGAACAUCACAGGAAAGACAAAAAUGAAAAGGACAAAAGGAAAGAUAACGAUGACAAGGACUCUUCAAAGGCAAAGAAAGAGGAUAAACAUAAACAUGAUAAAUCAAAGAAAGACGGAGAGUCUAAACGGGAAGGAAAAAACGAUUCCACCAAAAUUCGGAAGUCGUCUAGAGAUGAAUCGACCAAAGAUUUGUGUCGGAAAGAUUCUACAGACUCUACUACAUCAAGAGCAUCACACGAUUCAGUGAAACUCAAAGAUUUUGAUCAAGUCGAAAUAAAAGAAGAAAAAUCUAAGGUUAAUAAAUACUACAAUGACUUAUUUAUCAAACAAGAAACGGAAAAAGAUAUAUCGACAAAAGACCAUGUCAAACCAGAAGGCACUAUUAAAAUGACUGAAGGUGCUUUAAAAAUCAAAACAGAAAUCAAAGAAGAAAAAGAUCUUUCGGAUCAAGUUACGAAGAGUAAAACUAUAACUUCUUUGGACCACACACCGAAGUGCAAACCGGAAGUCUUAGAAAAACAAAGGCAUUAUUCCGUUGAUUCGCCAAACCUUGAAUGCAAAAGAAAAGAGCGCCUAAACUCAUCAUCCAGUUUGCCUUCUAAUAUUGGGCACAAAAGGAGAAUGUCGUCGCAAGAUAGUCUCGAUUCUUUCAAUGAAGAUCUUAAGAAAUGUAGAAAUGAACCAAAGAUUCCAGAACGUAGAGAUUCUAAAGACUCUCGCAACACAGACAGACACAAAACCACAAAGUUCAAUAAGGGUCAUUUUGCAAAAAUAAUUGAAAGUAAAACAAAAGACGAUAAGAAGAACCAGGUGAAACCACCUGAUGAUUUCCCAGUGUUGAAAGACGUAGAUUCGAAAGAUCAAAGAAAGUCGAAAAAGGGUGUUCAUGGGGAUACUGAGGAGCGUGGUAAUUCCAGUAACGAACAUCACCCAGAAGGUUUGCAAAACGAUUUGGAUUUCCUUGCCACGUUGGAGCUUCGUUCAAGUGAAGAAGAUGAAAGACAGAAAGCUCUUAGAAAAGAAAUGAAAGAAAAGAAACGCAUUCAACAAUUGCAACAAAUACAAGAAUUACAGAUGCAACAAGAUGCUUUACAGCAUGCAGAGCUUAUGGGAAAAUUAAAGGAUGACAAGAAAAACAAAAUGGAUGAUAAAAAGAAGGAAGCGGUUCGUGAAAAACGCAUGUCAACAGACCGUAAGAGCAGAGACGAAAAAAGUGACAACAGCAGACGUAAGAGUCGGAAACAGCUUCAGAGUACAGAUACUUCAGACUCGGAUGAGCCUAAGAAACACUCCAUUUUUGAUAUAGUAGACGAUGAACCGACUUAUAUAUCUAUGUAUGAUAAAGUCAAGGCAAGGUCAUGUAAAAAUAUGCAGAAGCAAGAAGAAGAAAAACGCCAAGAAAAGAUUAAAGCAAAAUUCAGUCAAUUGAAGCAAAGUCGCGCUAAACGAGAAGAAAAGAAAAGAUCCAGCUGGGACGAGGACAGCGACUCUGAUCCGGAUAGGAGCAAGCCACAGAAAAUAUCUAUGGAUAGUUCUUCUGAUGAUGAGCAGAUCGUGAUUCACAAUAAGAAACGAGAAAAGUCGCAUGGUUCGAGCCUUGACUAUGACAUGAAAUCUAAUGACUAUUACAACAUAACAAGCAACGAAGAAGAUUCACGCAAUAAAUUGUCACGAAAAAAUUCUAGGACUCGUAUUAUAUCUGAUACUUCUGAUGAUGACGGUUCCAAGAGAAGCAUAAGCAAGAGCCCUAACUUUAUCAACGAAAUUAGAAAGGAAUUUAUGUCUAAUUUCGACUCUUUGCAAAAGGGUAAAGAUGACGACGUUGCUUCUAAACUCGAUUCAUCAGAUAAGGUCAAGAAAAAUUCAUUAUUAAAUCUGUUUGGCAAAAGUGACAGUGAAGACAGUAAAACGAAAGCGAGUUCCGAAAAUAAUGACACUAAGCCAGGUUUCAUGAAAACUAUAUCUAACGAUUUUUCUUCGGAAAGUGAGUCGACAAUGCCGAAUCGAAUUCCCGGAGAAAUUCGUAAAAAACACAAAAAGAAGCAAAAGAAACAUAAACUGUCAAUAUCUGAUGACGAAUCAAAAGUCGAGAGUAGCGAUGCUGUGCCUCCAGAAGGCGAUUCAAAACAUAAAAAUUCUGAAAAGUUUCGUCGUCAUAGUAAUAAAAAAGAUAAACGAAAGGACAAAAUUCGAGACAGCAUCGAUUUGGAGGACAGUCGUGACGAUAAAAUUAGAAUGAAAAAGGAUAAAAAGUUCGGAAGUAAUAGUUUUGAUUCGCUUGUAGAACAGAGUAACAACAACAAAAAAGAAGGAAAAAUGGAGGACAUUUUUGGCCCGUUGUCGGAUGAAUCCGACAGAGAGUUAGAACAUCGGAAUAACAAGUCAGAGUUUGCGGCUCAUGACUACGAUUCCACAUUUAGCGAUCAGAUGCGUACAAAUAACGAGGACAGUAAAAUAAAAGAAAAGGAUGAGAACAGACGCAGGAGGGAUAAAAAACGAAAAGAGAGACGGCCAUUAAUCAAGGAUGAUGAUAAUAGUCUAGAUGUUGAUGCUGUCAGCAAGGCUAUAGAAGCACGACUUUUUGCUGAUAGCAUGAACGAUGAUGACAGUCGGUCAAAGAUAGAGACUCCUUCAGAAUCACUUUCAAAACCCCAGCUCUAUACCGAUAGCGACUUAAACAUUGAUUCUGCAAAAGAUAAGCUCGCCGAGAAAGUUAGAAGAGACAACAAAGAAAAAAAGAAGAAAAAGAAAAAGAAUAGAGAAGAACGACAAAACCGCAAAGACCAUCACCAAUCCAGUCAUAGUGACAGAUUUGAUUAUCUUUCAUGUGGGAGGAAUUCUGAAGAAAUGUCUCCUAAAACUAUGCUUUUAGAUAUUCCACUACCGACUGAAGCGCCGGCUAUAAACUUGUCUGAAAAGUCCGACGACAGCAAGUCACUCUCGGAAUCUCCUAGCUUGCCUCGUUUGACUGAUAGUCCUCCUGUACAGGGAAGCCAUAACCUCGAUGAUAAGCGAAAAGAUUCGGAUGCUUCAGAUCGUCACGGGAGUGAUCACGAUAUGGAUGUUGAAUACGUUACUGAAAGUACAAUAGAAGUAACUGACAUACCAAUGCCACCACCAAUUGUUGAUAACAUUAUUCAAGACCUCAGCGAAGUGCCACUGCCUUCAGAUCCAGUACCUAUUAAAUCUGAAAAUAUAAAAUCAGAAAAAUUCUUGACGUCAUUUGGUAGAGAUAUCGAUGUUAGCGAAGACGCUGUUCGAAGCAUUUCUAAUUCGGAGAAAGAGAUAAAAAUUGAACCCGUUGAUAAAAUUGAUGCUCAACCUGGAAAGGAUAAGAAAGUAGAAGAAAAACCUCGAGCUAUCAUUUCACAAGAAGAAACAGAGGAUGCUGUGGCUGCUCUUUUAGGAGAAAGUUUUGGAGGAAAGGAAAGCACCUUUCCUAAUUGUUACGAGGAAGUUGAAACUAGCACUACACAUGAAAUCGAAACUGAAAGUUCUACCAUAGAACCUGAAGUUAUUCCUGAAGAGGAUGCCGAAGAAAUGAGACAAGCUGUUCAAAAUUUAAAUGCAAGUGAAAUGGAGAUGAAACCUGAUACGCCUUUGUCAGAUAAUGACCUUCUGUUGAUUGAUACGGAUUCCGAAGCAGAAACAUCACAAGAUGCUAUUGAAAGGUUGCCUGUCAAUGUUAUAGCAACUAAUCAAUCACGCAAUGGCAACGCUGAGCAAAGUAAACCCGAAGCACCGUCUAAUAUUAUUACAAAACCUGUCACAUCCCAGGCUCCGACGAUUACAGAAACAACAGAACCCAUUGUGAAGACAAUUGAACCGGAAAUAAAAUCACCUCCACCAAAACGGGACAUUCUUCAGCAAGUAACAUCAACUGCAACUCCUGUUAUAACAUCCUGGACACUUUCAAACAACAAGAUAUUAGAGCCUCAUGUAGUAAAUGUGCAAUCUAAUCAACUUCAGAACAGAGAGACGAAUGAUAACAAACCUACGCACAUAACGGCUAAUAUUGUACAGAUAAAGGCACCUCAAAAUCAAACAAUUGCCACACCUUUAAGACCGAUUAUUGCACCAAACAGAGUGAGCGCUCCCUAUCAAGUAAUAAAUCAUAUGAUACGCCCUCAAGCUUCCAACAUGCAACCGCCUACAAUUAAAAUACCAGAACCGCACAUUAUAUACCAAAAACCGCCAAGUAUAGUCAUAUCGCCGAGAAUGGCCAGUGACCCACGCCAGCAAAGCCCGAAAACUAGUCCUCAAGGAGAAGGUAUGACGUCACCCAGAUUAACAAAUAUGAUUUUGAGUACUUCACCACAAAAUAUGAACUCUGUUGGAAUAGUGUCACCAAAUGCGAUACAACAAAGAUCUCCUGGACAAGUGACCGUCGUGCGCAUGCAACAACCACCCUUAAGCCCGAUCCAGUCUAUGCACAUUCCUCCAGGCACAAGGACUAUGGUAUCACCAAGUAGACCCAAUUCUGUGCUAGUGCAAACGCAAGGAGGUCCAAUACAUUUCAAUCGAUUACCUGUUACUCCAGUACUGGCACCCAUUUCUAAACAAAUCGGUGUUAACAACAUAGUUCAACAAAAUAAAACUAUUGCAGUUAGUGCCUCUCCAAUAAUACACCAGCAAAAAGUUAUAACAGGGGACUCUAGGAAACCUGAUCAGAGAAAUAUACCCGACAACUUAAAUGAAAAUUCAAAAAUUAUCUUGUCUCCUACUAGUCUGCAACACAGCACGAAUCCCACAGUAUUGGCACAAAACCGUCUCAUAUCAAUGCAAAACGUGCUACACAGCGGGAAUGCAAAUUCUCCGUUACAUUUGACCAAUAAAGUGUUGAUCAACAACAUGUCUCACUUGGGCGAGAAAAGAGAAAAUUUGAUUCCUAAAUCCGAGCAACACAAUCAUUUACCAUUUAACACGGCUCCGAUUAUACAUGUAGCAAAUGUGAAUCAUUCCACUCCUUCUAUAAUGCAGACAACUUCAAAACCUGUGGUGUGUACACUGCAAGAAGCAAGUACCAUCAGCAGAGGACAAAACACGAAUGUGAUACAUUCCUUGAACUCACAGAGGCUACUUACAACAGCUCCCAUAUCCAGCGUCAUUCAGUUAGAUGCAAGCAAGAGUUCACCGUCUGUGCUGUCAAUGGCGGCAAUAAGAUCACCGACGGUGCUUACCAAAUUAGAAUCGUCGACCUCGGUCGCAGUUACUACAACUAGCCUAACGAAUGUAGUAAUGACGCCAUUGUUAUUAAAAACCAGCAACACUCCUGGUACUAUCAGGUUAAGUACUAAAAGUGAAACUGAAAAGAUCGAUGCGACAGCUAAACUACAGAAUAGUAUCCCGCCACACGAUAACAAGUUUGAUGCCAUAGUUAAUUCUGCAAAAACGCCAGUCAGUUUAAUAUCCGACAAACAAAAAGACAUUUUAAUGACUUCGUCAGACAGCGUAGCAAAAUGUGAAACUGAUUUUGAAGAAUUGUUAAAAGACAAUACCAAUGAAAUAAAAGUAACUAAUGAUCCCGAAAAGAAACUCGAAGUGAAUGUAGGAAAAACAGUCACACUAAUUUCUGCUGCAACUCAAAGAAAAAAGAGCGUCGAAAUUUUCAAAGAAGAAUUGCCAUCUGUUAUAAAUCAAAUUCCGAAAGAAACAGUCAAAGAAAACAAAGAACUCGUUUCUAAUAAUAAAGUAGAUCAUGAAACAAAAGCAAUAAAAGACGAAAGCAUUAAUGUAAAACCAGAACCAGAAGUUGCAAAGAAGGAAGACAACUCUGCAACUAAUAAAGAAGUGACACCUGAUACUGUGUUUAAUAAAGUUGCAGCCGAGGAACAAAAACCGGCAGAAUUUAAAGACACUGAAAACGUAAACACCUUCUUCAAACUUACACCAAAACAGGGUGAUUCAAAUGAUAGCCAAUUAAAAGGCCUUGAUGAAAAUGAUUCUUGGAGUGCUAAAGAUGUUAAUAUAGAAUCAGUAAUUAAAAAAGUUGAUUCACUUUGCAACGAUAGUUUGGAAACCGACAAGAAAGAGGACGACAAUUUAGUGUCAUCAAAAGCUAAUGAAUCAGUACCAACUUCAGAACCUAUGGAUAUUUCACAUGAAGCAAGCAAAUCUUCGGAAGUUCAAUCGGAAAGUGAUAAUUUUAUGGAUGAUAGCCAUAGCGAAGAGUCAUCUUUAGAGAAAACAACACCUACGAGCAAACGCGGUGGUCGAGGCAUGAGAGGCAAAAAAAUUGAAAAGAAUCAAGACCGAGUACAAACGCGACAAAUCUCUAAGCCAGCCAGAGGAGCUACUUCAGCAAGACGAGGUAGAGGAAGAGCUAAAGUUGACAAAAAGAUAAAAAGUUUAGUCAAUCACACUGCUAAUAAUAUGCCCGGGGAUGUUUACGAUUUCCAUGAAGAUUCUGGUGAUGAAACAUCUACUUCACCCAACAAGAACGAAACUCGUCCGAGAUUGAUUUUGACUAUAAAAAGUCCUUUGUCCGGGCAGUCGAACGCUGUAGCAACGUCUACACUUAGUAUUACGCCCAAGGAACAACAGCUGAAAAACGCCGAAAAGGUGAAUAAAGAAGAGAAAGUUGAGGACUUUAUAUCUCCAUCGGCUAAUACUCGCAAAUCCAGAAGACUACAAGAAAAAGACGUGCAGCGUAGUACUGUCGACGAUGUUAUAGAGGACGUAGUGAAAGGAAACGCCGUUCAAACUAAAGUCGGUAAUAAAGAGCUAAAUAAGAAAAGACAGACUAGACAAACUGGCGCAAACAAAGUAAAUCCUGACAAAACUGCCGGUAACGAUACACGGAAAUCGCCCCGAGGCGUUAAGCGGACAAGGGAUAGAAGCUUGUCAGAUGCAUCGGUGGACAGCAGCGACGAGAAAGUUGUGAAGCGAGACGAGGCACCUAAAGAAAGCAAAGUGCCGAAGAUAGUGGAACCACCGCCCGUGUCUAAGCCCGAGCUGGAGUCUCCCCAGCCCGCGAAGAACACCGCGCCGGUCGUUUCCGUCGCAGCUCCGAGUAUUCCAACUCCAAGCAUUCCAACUCCCACACCUACCCCGAUUAUGAAACCACCGAAGAAAAUGAUAUCGGAGAUCAGCGCCAAGCUCGCGAGUGCGUUCGAAGCGGCCGCGGCCGCGCCUCCCGUGCGUCCACAGCCGCCCGUCGAGCGCUUGCCGCUCGAAGCCGAGAAGAGACCCAAUCCGAUUCGAGAACCGGUGACCGUCACACCCGUCGUCUCCGAUCAUCCGGCCGCCGCCACCGGGGACGUCCGAGGGAGCGUGCCGGCAGGUCGCAUCGCCGAGUCGGCAGUCGGCGGUGGCGAGGCGGCCGGAGUGCGGCGGCCGGAGGCGGCGGCUGGCGGCGUGGCGAGCGGCGCGGGCGACGCGCGCGGGCACUCGCCCGCGCUGCCGCACCGCCUGCCCGAGCGCGCCGCGCCGCUGCUGCUGCGCGCCGCCGCCGACGAGUACGGCGCGCGGCCGCGGGACCUGGCGUCGCUGCCGCCCGCGGCGGGCGCGGCGGGUGCGGUCGGUGCGGUGGGCGCGGUGGGCGCGGCGGGCGCGGCGCAUGCGGCGCGCGGCUACGCGGGCGCCGCCAGCCUGCCGCGCGGCGCGCACCAGCCCCCCGCGCACGCGCACUCGUUGCCGCCGCCCGCCGCGCCGCACGCGCUGCACCCGCAACACCCACAACACCCGCACGCCAAGCAGGUCGCAGUCGUCGGCCCGCACCAUCACCACCAAGUUCCCGGUUCUCGAGUUACCAUCACGAGUGUACCCACGAUCAGUCCUCAGGGUCAGAUGACUUUGGGCGACGGAAUGUAUCCACACUUUUCUCAUCAACAUUACCAGAUGUACCAGCAACACUUUCGAGCAACUCAGCACGAGAGUCGCGCUACACCAUCUCCUUAUACUCGGUCGCUGGAGGCGGAGGGCUGCGAGGCGCCCACGCCGCCGCUGGAGCUGCGGCGGCCGCCCUCGGCGCGCGUGCCGCGGCCCGCGCACUCGCCCGCGCCGGCGCCCGCGCCCGCGCCCGGCCCCGCCGACAGGCUCAUCAUGUAUGCAGCGGGCUGCGGGCGCUCGCCGCCGCCGGCGCACGGCACGUCGCGACUGCCGUCGGCGCUGCCGCCCACGGCCGCGCCCGGCCCGCCGCACGCCAGCCAGGUGCCGCGCGAGGCCGACUCGCUGCAGAUGCUGCUACGGCGGUACCCGGUGAUGUGGCAAGGGCUGCUGGCUCUCAAGAACGACAGCGCGGCGGUGCAGAUGCACUUCGUAGGCGGCAACCCGGGCGUGGCGGGCGACACGUUGCCGCGCCUCACGGACGGCUCCACGCCGCCGCUGCGCAUCGCACAGCGCAUGCGCCUCGAGCCGCAGCAGCUCGACCAGGUGCACCGCAAGAUGAAACUGGAGAACGAGCAUUGCAUGCUGCUGGCGCUGCCCUGCGGGCGCGACCACAUGGACGUGCUGCAGCAGUCCACCAACCUCACUGCAGGCUUCAUCACCUAUCUACAGCGCAAGCAGGCCGCCGGCAUCGUCAACGUGGCGCCGCCGGGACACCAUCAGGCCAUGUACACGGUGCAUAUCUUCCCGUCGUGCGACUUCGCCAACGAGAACCUGAACCGCAUCGCGCCCGACCUCAUGCACCGCGUGGCCGACAUCGCGCACCUGCUCAUCGUCAUCGCCACCGUGUGAGCCGCGGCUGCCGCCGCACUGGACUUUACACUCCUCACCCGGACACGACGCAUACACACCCUACUGUGACAACUCUAUACCCUAAAGUGAAACUAUAUCGCCGGUACGGACUCUUAGGUGAUUAUAAUAACGCAUUGUAAAUACGGCCAGGUUGUGAAAUUACCUUAUUUUUUUAAUUUCUACCUUAGCUAUCAGUCGACCUGGUAGAAUCACUUUUAUUCACGGCAGACGAUAAAUCGUUUGUAGGAAUUGAGACGGAUUACCUCUGCGAAACUGAACUGUCGUUGUAAUGACGUAACGUUAGUGUAUUAAUGUAGACGCGGCGCGGCGGCGCUCGCUGGGCUCGGCCGCGCCGCGCCGCGCGCUUGUAAACUCGUAUAAGUAGAUAAGGCCGCCGGUCACUUAUUUAAGUGCUAGAUGUAAGUUAUAGCUUAUUUGUAAAAUACUUUUGUUAUUGUCGACUGGGUUCGACGUUAUUCGGAGUUUAAAUUUAUAAAAAAGUAUGAUAAUAAAUGGCAAAGUCAGUUGAUAAAAAUAUAUUUAAUUUUGGGUUCCGAUUAGAUGUGUGGCAAUCUAUCGAGCAUUUUUUAUUGUUAGUGUAAAUUGUUAUUUUGUUUUAAGCGUCUAGGUCUAAAGUAAUUUAAAUUCUGUAAAUACGAUUCUAUCCGUACUAAAAUUCGCAUAGGACAUUACGGUAGGUAAUGGAAAACUCAUGACUACUGGGUCGAACGGUCGUUUAAUUGUAAAGAAAUAGUCGACGAUUAUGUAAAAUAGUAAGAGAUAAAUACACAUGGAAAAUAAUCUGUGAUUCUGACUUUUAAAUAUAGACUAUAGGUAGUCUUAUACGGAUCAUAAACAGUGUGUGAGCGGGCUGUGGCACGCGGAGUCGCGCGGCCCGCGGGGAGUGUCCGAGUGUCGCCAGCAUGAGUAUGAGUGAGUGAGCCCGGGCGGGGCGCUUGAAGCAAUAAAUCAUUAUCAUGCAUGUGCUUGUUACACCUAGGUAAACCACCGUUACAUUCGAUUACUUCCCUUUAUCUUUACUAUUAUUUGAUUAUGAGUAAUAUUUUGACUUCUUAGACUUUACACACUAACCCAGCGACCAGCAUUUUGCUUUUUGUGUUUUCAUGUAUUUCGAAGCUUGUAAUAGUACAAUAAUAUCAUCUCUAAUUUGAAGAAAAUUAUUUAGAGGGGAUAAUUGUAACUGUUAGAAGUUUUGAAAUUCAACAUAGGCGUAGCGUGACGACUGACUACUUGUAAUGUUUACAAGACACGGUCGUCGGCGCUGCCGCCUCGUAGAUAAAUCUUGUAUUUGAAUCCGGAGUGAACCACUGGUUUGGUCACGCCAAUGCAUGCUUGGAAGCGGCCCACUCAUACUCAUGACCCUCAUUGUCGCUGUUGCGCCUAUUCAGUUCACCCACCACAUCAUCACUUCUAAGUUCACUCGAAAGAGUUGCCUACACCGUUGAGUUAGACCGCUUUGUAAGUUUUUAUUUCCACUAAAUUGUAACAAGUAACAAUAUUGUACUUCUCAUAACGUGUAACUGUCUGCAGCCCUUAAUGCAAUGUGUUGCACCUGUUUGGUUCGCUACUUCACCGGCAUUUCGCAUAAAUAACAUGUUAGUUAAGUAAAGGUGCGACUGUGUUGUCGUACGUAAAAACAAAGUACAAAAUAUUUUAUGUAUUGUAAUUUUAUAUGUACGAUAAACUAGAAAAUAAUAGCACAGGUAAUAUUAUGUAUAUUCUUUUUAAGGUUUAAAGAUGUAGAAUGUGUAAAUUGUUUGUCAUGUUUCCGUCGCAAACAGUUCUCGACUUAGCUAGGAGGAACACUAACGAACUCGUCACUUCGUCCAUUAAUUUUAAAAUAUAAUUUUAUUAGCGAACAGAUGCCCAAUGAUGUAUGUACACACUAUAUUUAUUCUUAUUUGGAUUCCUUAUAAAGGAAAUGUAAAUAAAACUUCAUAAAAAUAGCGGUACAGUACAGUAUUUAGACUCGAUAUUGAAAAAUUUAUGAGAUAGGUAACAAAUGAGAAUUAAAAAGUAUUUAUUGUGGUAAUACCCGUAUUUACUCAUUUCCUGCUCAGUUUGUAACUGGGAUGCAGUUAUUUGCUCUGGUGUAGUGUCAUCCAAGUAUAUCAACUCGUACCGUGUCAGGCUCAGCUUCCUACAAUAAAUAGCUGCGUCCUUGAAAUAUAUUGCUAUUGAAAUGUCAAUUACUAAUAUGUAAUAUAUUUUUUUCAACAUUUAUUUCAAAAUCAUUUUUAAUGUUUUGUUUCCUCAAGGGUGUUAAGUCGUCACGCAGACUUCAGAUUUCUAACUUAUUUUAAAUUAAUGUGAGAAGUAUAAUAUAGUUUUUACUUAUAAGUUGAUUUCGACCCAAAUAUUGUUAAGAGGCGCAUGGCAGAGCCCACGUGGUGCCCGUUCCGACCGGCUCGGGGCGGGCGCGACGUCGGCUUGCGAGCGUGCGACUCGUGCCACGCGGCACGUGGCACGUGGAACGCGGCACGCGGCACGCUGUGGCCGCUCGUGACGCGGACGGCGACAGUGACGCGGGCGGCGGGUGGGGCGGCUCGGGCGCCUCCGGGGGCUGCUGUUGCUGGUGUGCGAGAUGAUAGAGUUUAAAUAUAUGUAAAAUUAACAUUUGAUCUCAAGUGUGCAGCAAAAGUGAUGAGGGUUAACUGUUGUAUAGCAACAGCUGCGUCCUGACGCGACUCGUAGCCAGCCAGCACCCGAUGUUGGUUUCGAUUAGAGAAAAGCGUAAGGAUAUAAAGAUAUUGUGAUCAUAAUUAUAUUAUAGUUUAACGUGCUAGGACAUAGAUGUAAUUGUAUAUUUUGUAAAUAUUGAAAAUAGUAUUGUAUCUUCCCUUUAUCCAACCCAGACUCCUGCGUGUUAUGUAAGUACCUCCUACCUACCAAUACUAUUAAAAAAAAUAUUACAUUAUA
Messenger RNA from Pectinophora gossypiella (pink bollworm), 16037 nucleotides. RefSeq names its product protein split ends-like (gene spen). The record is from RefSeq and is a predicted model, not a curated record. Lineage: Eukaryota; Metazoa; Arthropoda; Insecta; Lepidoptera; Gelechiidae. Gene Ontology annotation, molecular function: mRNA binding. The transcript is spliced from 19 exons. Gene Ontology annotation, cellular component: nucleus. Gene Ontology annotation, biological process: regulation of transcription by RNA polymerase II. Bases 276 to 13097 code for a protein of 4273 amino acids.